AUGGAUGACAAUGCGUCGUUUCGCCUUGCAACAGUCGAUGUAUCAGCAAUAAAUCGUUAUGGAAUUUUAUUUCUUUUCAUUAUUGGUACUUUGGGAAAUUUAUUAAAUGUUUAUGUCUUUAGUCGACCACGUCUUCGUCAUAAUACAUGUGUUUUAUGUUUAUUAUUAUCAAGUUUUCUCAAUUUUCUCGUACUUAUUUUUGGAGCUUUUAUACGAUGUUUAAUUGGUUUUAAUAUUGAUUUAACAUAUAAUUCAUCAAUAUUUUGUAAAAUACAUCUUUAUAUGAUAUAUGUAUCUCAAUCAGUAUCUCUUUGGCUGAUUGUAUUAGCUUGUAGUGAUAGAUAUCUAUCGUCAUCAUUAAAUAUUGUUCAUCGUCAAUGGAUAAAUCGUCAAAAAACUUCUAUUAUUAUAUCGUGUAUAUUAAUAUUGACUUCAUUAAGUUAUAUUGAAGUUUUUUAUUGUUUUGAAGCAUCAUUGAUAACUAAGAGUAUUUGUUCAGCUAAAAGUCAAUUAUGUUCAUAUAUAGAUACAGCUAAUUUUUUAAUUCUUAAUAGUUUUUUACCACCAAGUUUAAUGCUAGGUUUUGGUGCCGCUAUGCUAAUUAAUAUAAAACAAAGUCAUAAACGUAUUGAAGAUACUCAAUCAUAUCCACGACCAAUACAUAGAAUAAAUCGACGUGAUAAACAACUUAUAUCAAUGUUAUUACUCGAAGUAGUUUUAAUUGUUAUAAGUAUGGUUCCUAUAACUAUAAUCAAAUUUUAUCUAACAGCAACAAGUUUAAGAAGAAAAUCACAACAACAAAUUAAUAAUGAAUAUUUUGCUUAUCAAAUUUUAAUUACUGUUUCAUAUAUUAAUUCAAGUGGAAUGUUUUUUAUAUAUACACUUCGUGGUAAACUUUUUCGUAUUGAACUUAUUCGACUUUUUGAUCGUUUAUUAUGUUGUUAUCAACAAAAUCAAUUACGUCAACAGAUACCGCACAUGGCUUGGAUUUAUCCUAUAGAACACUUUUAA
Messenger RNA from Rotaria sordida, 1011 nucleotides. NCBI's taxonomy places the organism in Eukaryota, Metazoa, Rotifera, Eurotatoria, Philodinida, Philodinidae. The record is from the annotation of a GenBank genome assembly.